AUGGCUCGUGGCACCCUUCGCUCUUUGCACUCGUACCUCGCUCUGUCCGUCACCUGGCUCUGCGUGAAACCUGGCAGCUGCGUGAAACCUGGCAGCUGCGUUCCAGACGUCAGCGGGUUGCGACGCGGGCUCGUCAGAUCCGACGGCGCAUGCGAGGUCGAGCUGGACCAGCAAGCAACUGAAAAUGUGGCUGACCAGGACGGCUACUUCUCUGUGCACGUUUCCCCCCGAAAAUGCGGUCGGGGACAAAAUCUUCUUGUUCUCAUCGGCCGAUCCGCCGACGCCGCCUCAAAUAACGAAGCGCACCGACCAGUUGCGCCAGGCCCUGGCGGUAACCCAAGUCGUCUGCGCAGCCAAGUAGCAGCUGCUGCCGCAAAUGCCAUCAGAUACAAAGACGAUGUCCUCGAAGGGGUGCGCAAUAAUGGCUCCCAGACCCAGACGUAG
Messenger RNA from Prorocentrum cordatum, 444 nucleotides. NCBI's taxonomy places the organism in Eukaryota, Dinophyceae, Prorocentrales, Prorocentraceae. The record is from the annotation of a GenBank genome assembly.